GGGCGGUUGCUUGUUGGUUGUUGUAGUAACCGGGGAAGCAGCCGUCGGCGGCUGCCCUGAGCCUUCCUGGGGAAGGAGGAGGGAGGUAGGCGCAGAGCGCGGUCCACGCCUGCUCGCCCCGAACCAUGGGAAGAUGAGACAGGAAUCUGUGCCAUCCAAAUUGCUUGAUCCAGUGAAUCUGCUAGGAAAGGUCUCUGAGGCCCCCGUCUGCUGACUGCAUGACAAACCCUAAAGGAAAUGCCAAUCGUGAUGGCCCGGGACCUGGAGGAAACAGCAUCAUCCUCAGAGGAUGAGGAGGUCAUAAGUCAAGAGGAUCAUCCAUGCAUCAUGUGGACUGGAGGCUGCAGGAGAAUUCCAGUUUUGGUAUUCCAUGCCGACGCUAUUCUUACAAAGGACAACAAUAUUAGAGUAAUUGGAGAACGUUAUCAUUUGUCUUAUAAGAUUGUACGAACGGACAGUCGCCUAGUACGCAGCAUUCUGACAGCCCAUGGAUUUCAUGAAGUUCACCCAAGCAGCACUGACUAUAACCUAAUGUGGACAGGAUCCCACCUGAAGCCCUUCUUACUGCGCACCCUCUCUGAAGCACAAAAAGUUAAUCACUUUCCCAGGUCUUAUGAACUUACCCGGAAGGACCGACUGUACAAAAACAUUAUUCGAAUGCAGCAUACACAUGGAUUCAAGGCUUUUCACAUCCUCCCCCAGACCUUCCUCCUGCCAGCUGAGUACGCGGAAUUUUGUAAUUCAUAUUCGAAGGACCGGGGACCUUGGAUAGUAAAACCAGUGGCAUCUUCAAGGGGGCGGGGCGUCUACCUGAUCAACAAUCCAAACCAGAUCUCCCUGGAAGAGAACAUUUUGGUCUCCCGUUACAUUAACAACCCCCUGCUCAUAGAUGAUUUCAAGUUUGACGUGCGCCUCUAUGUGCUCGUGACUUCCUAUGAUCCUCUUGUCAUCUAUCUCUAUGAAGAAGGAUUGGCUAGGUUUGCAACUGUGCGAUAUGAUCAAGGAGCCAAGAACAUUCGGAACCAGUUCAUGCAUCUGACAAACUACAGUGUCAACAAGAAAAGUGGAGAUUACGUCAGUUGUGACGAUCCAGAAGUGGAGGAUUAUGGAAACAAAUGGAGCAUGAGUGCUAUGCUUAGGUACCUGAAACAAGAAGGCAGAGAUACAACCGCAUUGAUGGCCCAUGUAGAAGACCUGAUCAUUAAGACUAUAAUCUCUGCUGAACUAGCUAUUGCUACUGCCUGUAAAACCUUUGUUCCUCAUCGCAGCAGUUGUUUUGAACUCUAUGGCUUUGACGUGCUCAUAGAUUCUACUCUGAAGCCAUGGUUGUUGGAAGUGAAUCUCUCUCCUUCUUUGGCCUGUGAUGCGCCUCUGGACCUAAAGAUUAAAGCCAGUAUGAUUUCAGAUAUGUUCACUGUUGUAGGAUUUGUGUGCCAAGAUCCUGCCCAGCGGGCAUCAACUCGGCCAAUUUAUCCCACCUUUGAGUCUUCCAGGCGAAACCCUUUCCAGAAACCUCAGCGUUGCCGUCCACUCUCUGCCAGUGAUGCGGAAAUGAAAAACCUCGUGGGCUCAGCCCGGGAGAAAGGGCCAGGGAAGUUGGGUGGUUCUGUGCUUGGUCUGUCAAUGGAGGAGAUCAAAGUUUUACGAAGGGUGAAGGAGGAGAAUGAUCGGCGAGGUGGAUUUAUUCGCAUAUUUCCUACAUCUGAGACAUGGGAAAUAUAUGGGUCCUACCUCGAGCAUAAGACCUCAAUGAACUAUAUGCUGGCAACACGCCUCUUCCAGGACAGAAUGACUGCUGAUGGAGCGCCAGAAUUGAAGAUAGAGAGUCUGAAUUCAAAGGCCAAGCUGCAUGCUGCACUUUACGAGAGGAAGCUCCUGUCUCUGGAGGUGCGAAAACGUAGACGACGGAGUAGCAGAUUGAGGGCAAUGAGGCCAAAAUACCCAGUGAUUACCCAACCAGCUGAAAUGAAUGUUAAAACUGAGACAGAGAGUGAAGAGGAGGAAGAAGUCGCAUUAGAUAAUGAAGAUGAAGAACAGGAGGCUUCCCAGGAGGAGUCUGCAGGAUUUCUUAGAGAAAAUCAAGCCAAAUAUACACCCUCAUUGACAGCUUUGGUAGAAAAUACACCCAAAGAAAAUUCCAUGAAAGUUCGUGAAUGGAAUAAUAAAGGUGGACACUGCUGCAAACUUGAGACUCAGGAGCUAGAGCCUAAAUUUAACCUGAUGCAGAUUCUUCAAGAUAAUGGCAAUCUUAGCAAAAUGCAGGCCCGAAUAGCAUUCUCUGCCUAUCUCCAGCAUGUUCAAAUUCGCCUGAUGAAAGACAGUGGCGGUCAGACGUUCAGUGCCAGUUGGGCUGCCAAAGAGGAUGAACAGAUGGAGCUGGUUGUUCGUUUCCUCAAGCGAGCAUCAAAUAACCUCCAGCAUUCACUGAGGAUGGUAUUACCCAGUCGACGAUUGGCACUUCUGGAACGCAGAAGAAUCCUGGCCCACCAGCUGGGUGACUUUAUCAUUGUAUACAACAAGGAAACAGAACAAAUGGCUGAAAAGAAAUCAAAGAAGAAAGUUGAGGAAGAAGAGGAAGAUGGGGUGAAUAUGGAAAACUUUCAGGAGUUCAUCAGACAAGCAAGUGAGGCUGAACUGGAGGAGGUGUUGACUUUUUAUACCCAAAAGAACAAGUCUGCUAGUGUCUUCCUGGGGACUCACUCUAAAAUUUCUAAGAACAACAACAAUUAUUCUGAUAGUGGGGCAAAAGGUGAUCACCCUGAGACUAUAAUGGAAGAAGUGAAAAUAAAGCCACCUAAACAGCAACAGACGACAGAAAUUCAUUCUGAUAAAUUAUCUCGAUUUACCACUUCAGCAGAAAAAGAGGCAAAAUUAGUUUAUAGCAAUUCCUCCUCUGGUCCUACUGCUACUCUGCAGAAAAUUCCCAACACCCAUUUGUCAUCUGUUACAACCUCUGACCUCUCUCCAGGGCCUUGCCACCAUUCUUCUUUAUCUCAAAUUCCUUCAGCUAUCCCCAGCAUGCCUCACCAGCCAACAAUUUUACUGAACACAGUCUCUGCCAGUGCUUCUCCCUGCCUACAUCCCGGGGCACAGAACAUCCCAAGCCCUACUGGCCUGCCACGCUGUCGAUCAGGAAGUCACACCAUUGGUCCCUUUUCUUCCUUCCAAAGUGCUGCACACAUCUAUAGCCAGAAACUGUCUCGUCCCUCUUCAGCAAAGGCAGGAUCGUGCUAUCUAAACAAGCAUCAUUCAGGAAUAGCCAAAACACAAAAAGAGGGAGAAGAUGCUUCUUUAUAUAGCAAACGGUACAACCAAAGUAUGGUUACAGCUGAACUUCAGCGGCUAGCUGAGAAGCAGGCAGCGAGACAGUAUUCUCCAUCCAGCCACAUCAACCUCCUCACCCAACAGGUAACAAACCUGAAUUUGGCAACUGGCAUCAUAAACAGAAGCAGUGCUUCAGCUCCCCCAACCCUCCGACCCAUCAUCAGUCCUAGUGGCCCGACAUGGUCUACACAGUCAGACCCCCAAGCUCCCGAGAAUCACUCCAGCUCUCCUGGAAGCAGGAGCCUGCAGACAGGGGGAUUUGCCUGGGAAGGAGAAGUAGAAAACAACGUGUACAGCCAGGCUACAGGGGUGGUCCCCCAGCACAAGUAUCACCCCACAGCAGGCAGCUAUCAGCUUCAAUUUGCCCUGCAGCAACUUGAACAACAAAAACUUCAGUCCCGGCAGCUCCUGGACCAGAGUCGAGCCCGGCACCAGGCAAUCUUUGGCAGCCAGACACUACCUAACUCCAAUUUAUGGACAAUGAAUAAUGGUGCAGGUUGUAGAAUUUCCAGUGCCACAGCUAGUGGCCAGAAGCCAACCACUCUGCCACAAAAAGUGGUACCACCUCCAAGUUCUUGCGCCUCCCUGGUUCCCAAACCCCCACCCAACCACGAACAAGUGCUCAGAAGGGCAACAUCCCAGAAAGCUUCCAAAGGGUCCUCCGCGGAAGGGCAGCUGAAUGGACUCCAGAGCAGCCUUAACCCUGCAGCCUUUGUGCCCAUCACCAGCUCUACAGAUCCUGCUCACACUAAAAUAUGAACCACAAACACACAGAGAAACAACCUGUUCACCACUCCUGGGUGCAUGAUUGAGGGUGAAGCAUCCACCAGCACUUCAAGGGGUCCAUAGUAUUUUUUUUUUUGCUGCCUCAAAGUCCCCAAAGCCUUCGAGCAGAAGUGGCAGUAGAUGGUUGCCAAUCAGCCAAUGCAGACUUUCACUGGGACAACAAGAAAGCAGAUCUUCUGGGUUUUGAUGGAACUUGGCAGUGGGGACAUUCAGCUGAUGCAUUAUAUACCCCGUCAGAGCACACUUGUAUCUUUUACCUUCCCUUUGCCCCAUGCCCCCAAACUGCUUAGGUCUUCUCUGUCCCUUUACUGCUGCUGCACAGAGAUGAUAUAAAAGAGGCUCUUUGGCUAUUUGCAUUUUGCUUCCUCUUCUUUUCCAGAUUACAGUAUGAAGCUUUAUUUUCUUUGUACAAGCUUAAAAUUUCAACAUCAUCAUCCGCCAAAGUUGUUCCUCCCUUUUCGGAGGAUCUAGGGGGAAAGAGGAGCAUUCAUCACAAGUUUCCUAGAGAGAGGAGACAAAUCGGUGUGCCAUUGACAACAUGAGCCAGGGUAAAGGCACCCUUUGGAAUUACUGAUUUCAAAGAUUAAUAAAGUAAUUCUAUUUUUA
Messenger RNA from Homo sapiens (human), 4716 nucleotides. RefSeq names its product tubulin tyrosine ligase like 5 (gene TTLL5). Gene Ontology annotation, molecular function: protein-glutamic acid ligase activity, initiating; protein-glutamic acid ligase activity, elongating. The transcript is spliced from 32 exons. Lineage: Eukaryota; Metazoa; Chordata; Mammalia; Primates; Hominidae. The record is from RefSeq and is marked reviewed. Bases 238 to 4083 code for a protein of 1281 amino acids. Gene Ontology annotation, cellular component: cilium; nucleus; cytoplasm.